UUGGUCGGAUUAAUAAAAGAGAUUAAAAUAAUGUCAAAUUGAACCAAAAAUUAAAUCAAACUUAUGCCAUCUGGAAUGCUCGAGAAUAUAAAUCACUUUUUGAGACUGAACAAAAAUAACAAUUUGGACCAUCAUAAUUUUGAUUGGCGAAAGUUUAGAGGGCUGUGCACAAGUGUGUUUGCAAAUUAGCCUGAGUUUUUCAAUAAUACGCAAAUUAUUUAGAAGCACAAAGUCAUUGCAGUCGCUCUUCUUCGAGAAAUCACUCUAGAAGUUUUGGACCCCCUCAUUUAGCCCUUGUUUUUUGCAUUCUGUUUUUAUCGAAUCUUGUUUGCGACUUCAAUAGAAGACAGUUAAUAUUAUGGACUUCGUGAGAAAGGACACAUUUAUGUCUUUGGAAGAUUUGGCCAUAAAUUUGGACGAUAUUGUCAACUCGAACUAUUCCUUCUCGUCAACUGAAGAAGUUUACUUUGAAGACGAUGAAGACUUGCUAGAUGACGAUGACGUCACUUUGGAACACAUAAUCGAAGAGGAGAGAAGAAAACACGAGAGGGAAAAGGAAAAAGUUAAAACAGAUCAUGCCAGUCAUCUGGAUGGGAAAACGAGACCGACUGCUUUGCCCAGAAUAAAUGAAGUUUCAGAGAAACUGUCAAUGAUUGAAGAUAUCGACCAACAGAGCCAGAGUCUCAAUUCGGCAACUGAUUGUGAUAAACAGAAGUCAGCGUGCGUGAAAUGCAAUCCUAAAAUGGAAUUUCUUCACGUUCCCACCAAACUCUCGACAGAUGUGAGCAACGAUGUGCUCCUAUUGGCUGAAAAAGGACAGCAGAUGAUUGGAUGGAUGGAGGAAGCAGAGACUAAAAUUAGAAACUCCACGGGAAAUCAAGAGCUGAAGACUAUGGAACACGAGUUAAACAAGAAAGCGGUUCAAAUUGAGACUCUACGGCGACUGGCAGCCUCACUCAGUGUCUCAAUCGGGAGCCAAUCAGAAUUCAGGACUGAGCAAAAAUCCAUAGUGCACGUGAUCAAACACAUUGGUCACAUGUGGAGACAAGUCAACGAACUGCUUCUGACGAGAGAAAAAACAACAACAUCUGAUGGUUCUGCAGAAGAUAAAGUACUAGAAAUAAAAGAGGAGCAAAAUCAAGAGGGCCGGCAAAUAACUGAGAAUCACAAUUCAACGCAUUCUUCAGACAGUGGUAACAAACCGACCGAAACGGACAAAAGUUGUACAAAAUUUUCAAAAACCGACUUGAGUUUAGAAUUUGAAAAAUUACGUGACUUCGCAUCUAUGUACAAACACAAUCGGCCCUUAUCUAAACCUGUUCCAGUUCAAUAUUGCUCCAAACACUGGCAUGACUACCUCGUCUCGGCUCGACCGGUUUCGGCAAUGAGCAGUUCGUUCCUGAACCCGAGAACCACAAGCCUCUCCCAACGAGCAGCUUCGUCGCUCGGAGUUCCGAUGAGAUCCAGAAGUCUUUACUCUCCGUCUAUAUCGCGCCAGUCUAGAUCUCGGACUCCGACAGGCUCGCGGGUCUCCAGACAUUCUACCAGCGCCUCACGGAACUACCGUUCUGUUUCCCGCUCAUACUCCCGAAGAUCAAUUAGCCCGACCUCGUCAAUCGGGAACCGAAACGACUCGGACGACGAAAUUGACGCGCUCCUGAAAGAAGUUCGCAACUUGAAGGUCCCCCCACCUCCCCCACCUCCAGUUAACAUUAACCAUCUUCCUAAUCACUGGGCAGGCUACAAUUUACCCUGUCUAUUCCAGUGUCAAAAAUGUGGCAACUCGCAACCGCUUUACUUUCCAGACCGAGGUCUGCCCUAUAUCCCUUUCUUUACUGGCUAUCAAAUCAAAAACGGAUCCAAACUUCCGCCCGAAAGUCAUAGGUCAAGGUCUGCAGAAAAACAAAGUCCGAAAUCAGAUACUGAGUUCGGCAAACUGAAUGGACUGAAAGUUACGACGAAUCCACUUGAAUCAGAAAUUCCACAGCGCUCAACAAAUUCGCUGCCCAGAACUCAAAUUGGAACCAAUAAGUUCAAUGAUUCUUUGGCUUCGAUUCCUAAUUUGACUUCUGAGUCAAUUCCUCCGGGUUCACAAAUUUUUGUUGUUCCUCCAGGUGGUCAAAAUUUCUUACCGCCCGGAUGGGUAGUUCCAGGAGCUACCCUCGCAACGCCUAUGAAUGGAAAACAGUUCCCCAGGAACCAGACGCCAAUAGACGUAUUACAAAUAAUGGAAAAAUAUCCACCGCCCAGCGAUGCGACUGAACAGCCUUCACGGGAACAACUAGUCGAAGAUGCUUUAAAUAGAUUCGAGGCGAAAAAGAGACAGAAAAUGAAAGACGAUUAUUUGAAGUCCCUUAAAGCCAAGCGUGAUCAACCAGCGCCAAAAUCUGAUCUCAGAAUCAAAACUUUAUUAGUUGACGAUCCAAAUGAUUCUAGAAAGACUGGAAGGAACCCAAAAGAGUCUCAAACUCGUUCAGGAAACAAAACAGGAGACAAAAAUAUUGGAUUCGCGCCGUCGGUGAGAAACAAAAAGUCGAAAUAUCCAACUACUUGUGAUGACGAGGAUGAAAUUAUGACAGAAAUGACGGACGGUAAAGCCCUUGAGUCGGGAAACCCGAGCUCACUUUUUAACGGGCCGGAUUCUUUGGAUCAAUGGGGCGCGCCUAACCCAACCACACUGAGAGAACUCGAACUAGCAGCAACAGUUGCUGCUAAAUGGUGGGAGAAAACACAGAAUCGUCUUGAAAAACAGAAAAAAGCUAGAGAAGCAGAUAAACAAAGACAAACGACCAGCUCAAGUCGAUCGCGAUCGCCAGCUAAGAAGUCAAAUUUAGACUCUUUGCUAAUGCGCACUCCUAAGAGUAGCUUGAAAAGCUCGGCAAGAAAAGAUCCCAAACUGUUUUCAGACGACGAAUGUGUUGCUGAGUUCCCAAAUCAACAAAAACUACAAUCUGCCGCGAAUGAGAUACCGUUUUUCGAUUCGCCAGUCAAUUCAAAAGCGAACAGACCGACGUUCAAGAAUCCAAUAGCGACAGAUUUGGGUCCAAGGGUAACUUCAAACAGUAGAUCCAGAACACCAGUAGGGAGAACCAAUCUUUCAUCUUUGGCUUCUGAGACUCCUUCUAGGUACGGGUCUUCGCCAAGUCCUGCUAGAAGAUAUCCUAGUUCUUCAUUCAACCAACCAAAGGACGAUUAUUCAACAAAUCCGGAAACUAAAAAGCCGCAACGACCAAGAGUAAUUCCUACAACACCACGCGAUACAGUUACUAGGUAUGAUCAUAAACUGGACAAAGACAGUGACCCUGAUAGUUUUCGAAGUGACUUUUCUCCAAAUAUAAGACGACCAACAAACCUUCCAUCGACUAACGGAGUUUCAAGGCCAGCAAGAGACUCUCGUAAAUCGCCAGAGGCCACGAAGCCGAGAACACCUACGAUCGGAUACCGAGGAGUCCCGAAUACAACCGAGCCAAAACAGACUGCCAAAAGUCCGAUCCGCAAACCUGUGCGACCACUGGUCCGAGAGCCAGACGACGAAAUUGACGAAGAUGAUAUUUUUCUCUCCAAAAAUUUUAGUAAACCCGGCCUUCAAUCAGCUCCCCCCUCUGGCGUGAAGUCACGUGACACUCCGAAUUUUGGGAAGAAGAGAGGAAGUGAUGUGGAUUCACUUCCUCUGUCGAGUUUCAGUAGUAAUUCCGGAGGCCAGGAUUUUAUGAGUCCGUCUGUUUCUGGAGAUCAAACUCAGUUAGUACCAUAUGGAUACCCUGGAUACGGGAACUCAGAUGACUACAUAGAUCCGAGACAGCAACAGCAGCAGGGACCGCCCGGCGGAAUGGUGAACUUCGGCAAUGUGAACAUGUACAUUCUGCAGGGAGACGAACAGACGAGACACGCGGCAUUCGACCAGGCAGACCGAAGAGUCACUGCAGCGUCAGUUAGUCCGCGGUCAAGGUCAUCUAACUCAAACGACAACAACGCCUCUGAAUUCAAGAUAAAAGCAUUUCACCAAUGAACAAAACCACACGUCAGCAAAAAAACUACCAAAAAUACCAACAAUUAAAAUUAACAUUGUUGCUUAGUGCUUAUCCAGCUAAACGACUACACAAAUACAAACGACUACAACGAGCAGUUGUCUGAGAUGGGAAGUAUUUUUCAUGAUCCUCGAUGAUUCAUCAAGCCUUAUCUGCUCAAAUCUUUAUGCCUAUAAUUCGAGAAAAGUUUACUUCUUUUGUUUUCUCUAAUUUUUUGCUGCUCAUCAGAAUAAACAACUGAUUGGCAAAAAAAUUAAAUUAACAUCAUAAUCUCAUUUAUUUUCACAUCGAAUUCAAAUUGCAAAAAUA
Messenger RNA from Symsagittifera roscoffensis, 4337 nucleotides. RefSeq lists its product as uncharacterized. The transcript is spliced from 7 exons. The record is from RefSeq and is a predicted model, not a curated record. Bases 359 to 4009 code for a protein of 1216 amino acids. Lineage: Eukaryota; Metazoa; Xenacoelomorpha; Acoela; Convolutidae.